Messenger RNA from Paramecium tetraurelia, 2064 nucleotides. RefSeq lists its product as uncharacterized. Lineage: Eukaryota; Ciliophora; Oligohymenophorea; Peniculida; Parameciidae. The transcript is spliced from 6 exons. The record is from RefSeq and is a predicted model, not a curated record.
AUGAAAGCAUAACAAGCAGCAACUCUAUUAUUGGAGGAGACACUUUUUUAAGUUGACCUAAGAGCUGAACAACUUAAAAGUUAUUUAGAGAAAGUUACUAACACAGUUAAUGGGCAUUCUUCCUAUUUAAACAACUUAUAAAUCUAAUUGAAUCAAGUACUGAAAUUGCAAGAUUAUGAAACCUAUUUGCAGAGAACUGCAAGAUCAAUGUCUCUUCGUGAUCCAGAAUUCGAACAAUAGGUUUCUUUUUAGUUGGAGAAACCAUUGGCUGAAAAUGGAUCAGAUCAAAUAGAGAAUGCCAUCUGUAUGGUGAUCAACAAAGAGCGAGUGUUCGGUUAAGGAAUGGCGUAUCUAUUCAAACGAAGUAAAGAUUGGGAAGCUAAACUCAACAAAUUGGAGGCUGAUCUUAUGAAACGAGCAUUGAAAGAUGAUUUGGAUAAGGGUUUGAAAGAACAAAAAACUAAAUUGUCAGAUCAAAUUGAUGAUUUAAAUAAGAAACUUACUAAACGAUUUUAGGAUCAGGAGAGAUCAGCAACUUAAAAUUAAAAUCAGUUACAAUAAAGUAUUAAUGAGUUAGAGAAAAAAACAUUAUGGAAAAUAAGUGAUUGUGAAAAGUUAUUGCAAUAAAGAAUCAAUGACAAAUUUGUGGAAUCAUCCUGCUAAGGUGUUUAUGAUAGAGUUAUGAGAGACAUAGCCAAAUAAAAAGAUGAAGGCAUCAAGGGAAUUUAAAAUGAGAUGGUUGAAUUGAAGGCCAAAUUUCAAUACAAUGAAGAAAGAAAUCAAGACAAUUUCAAAACAUUAAGAAUUCAAUUGAAAGAAAUGAAUGAUACAAUCUAACAGAAAUAUACACCCCUUGAAAAAUUUGAACAAACAAAAUAAAUACUAAGUGAUAGAACUGUUGAUCUUUAAAAUAAAGUAGGUGAAUUGUCCAGAAAAAUGGAUGCCAUUUUGUAAUUAGAAAAAUUGAUACCUUAAAUCAAAUCAAUGGAUGAUAAAAUUGCUGAUUGCUAAUAUAGGGGAGAAUAAAAUAGAAAAGACAUUGAAGAAUUAAAAAUUAAGACUGAAAACUUUGAUGGACAAGCAAAAGGAGGAAAAAGUGAUGUUGAUCCUCACAAAGUCUGUUCUUUAGAAGCUGAUAUUAAAAGAUUAAAAAGUGAUUAUACAGAUUAAGAAAACAAAUUGAGAUUAUUAGAAAAUGAAUUGAAAAGAAAAAUUGAUGUCAAUGAACAAAGAUUCCUUCAACAAUUAAAUCUUUUGAAGUAGGCGCCUUAAUAAUAAUAAUUAUCAAAAGAAGAUAUUAUCUCUAUAAUUGAUAAAGAGCUAUCAUAACCUAUGAGUUUAUUAAGAGCAAGAAUAUUACAAAUUGUUGGCUAAGCUUGUGGAGAGAACAUGUCUUUUGAGAUGUUCAUCAGAAACCUAUUAAAUGAUAUAGCUGAUUUAAAAAAGAAGAUGGAAGGUUUAUAAGAUCUUGAUAAAAAAAUGAGAAAGUAUAUGAAAUAAAUGACAUCGAAUGAUAACUCUGACCUAUAGAAACAGCUUGCAGAAAAAGCAAAUGAAGAAGACACCAAGGCUAAAUUUACAGCUUUAGAGGAAAAAUAUAAAACCAUGGCUGAAAAUUAUGGGAUUCUAGCUAAAGGAAUGAAGGAGUUAGAGGAGUUCUCUAAUUAUCUACAAACAUUGCUAUAUGUAAAUCAAUAAGAAACUGUUAGCAUCUUAACCGGAAAUCAUAGAGUUGUUACAUAGAGAUGCUUGGUUUGCUCAGGAAAAACUAAAUUAACAAAAACUUUAGAUAAAAGCUAAGACUUAAAUUAGGCUAAAUUAGUAAGAGGAGAUUUGAGGCCAAAAGAUUUGGUUUAUGAAAAUUCUGAAGUUUAUGAAUUAAAUCCAAAUUAAGUUAAUUACACUACGGAUAAUUAGAAAUAUGUUGGAACUACGGUUGGAUUCAAAUACCCAAUGCUAAGUCAAAAUAAAGCAAGUAUUAAAGAAUCCUAAUUUUUAGAUGAUCCUUCCUCAAGUUCUGGUAGAAUGGUAAGACCGUAAAGUGCCUCAUAAAAAAAAUAUUGA